CCUCGUCCUCGUCCUCCUCCUCCUCCUCCCUCCAAUGGCGAACACCUGAGGGACCCCGAACCCCAAACCCGAACCCCGAACCCCACCCCCCAAUCAAUGGCCUCCAUCUCUGUUUGCUUCGCUGCCUCCGCCAGCGGGCGCCACCUCGCCUCAUCCAAGCCCCCUCCCCCUAAACCCUCGCUUCUCCUCCGAUCCCCUGCCGACCUCUCCCAUUCAUCUUCAUAUCCCGCUUCGAUUCGCCUCCGGAUCGCUGUCAGACCUCCGAGCCCUAGGGUUCCGGUGGUCCGGGCGAGCGUGGAGGUUCCUACGGGGAUCAGGCCCGGCAGCGUCGUGGAGACGGAUAGGCUGCCGUCCGAUGUGCGGAACCGGGCUAUGGAGGCCGUCGAUUCGUACGGCGGGAGGGUCACGAUUGGGGAUGUGGCAAGUCGAGCGGGGCUUAAGCUGGACGAGGCCGAGAGGGCGCUCCAGGCACUCGCGGCGGAUACUGGCGGAUUCUUGGAGGUGUCAGAUGAAGGAGAUGUUCUUUAUGUUUUUCCAAGGGAUUAUCGCUCAAAACUUUCUGCCAAAUCUCUUCGAAUGAAAAUUGAACCUUUGCUUGAUAAAUUGAAGGAAGCAACUGCAUACUUGAUCAGGGUUUCCUUUGGAACAGCCCUUAUUGCCUCCAUCGUUAUUGUAUAUACGGCAAUUAUUUCGCUCAUUACAAGUCGGAGUGAUGAAGAUAAUCGUGGAAGACGAGGGGGGAGAUCAUAUGACUCUAGUUUCACUGUUUUAUUUCGCCCGUCUGAUUUAUUUUGGUACUGGGAUCCAUACUACUACAGGAGGCGGCAGAUGAGCACAGACGACAGGAUGAACUUUGUUGAAUCUGUUUUUUCGUUUGUAUUCGGUGAUGGGAAUCCAAAUCAAGGGAUUGAAGAAGAGAGGUGGAAACUGAUUGGAGAGUAUAUCACCUCAAAUGGUGGUGUUGUUACUGCAGAAGAGCUUGCUCCAUAUCUUGAUGUAUUGCCAACUGAAGAGACAGCGGAUGACGAAUCAUUUAUCCUUCCUGUGCUAUUACGAUACGAUGGGCACCCAGAAGUGGAUGAUGAGGGAAACAUUCUUUAUCGGUUUCCAUCGUUGCAACGAACUGCUUCUUCCCGAAGGGUUGGUAGAUUGGAAUAUGUUGGUAAAAAGUGGGCGAAGUGGGUUAAUGGGGUCGAUAGAUACUUUAAGGAGAAGAAGUGGCAAUUCAGUAAAACAGGGCCAUCAGAAAAGGCAAUGGUCAUAGGUCUGGGAGCACUUAAUCUUUUUGGAGUAGUUGUUCUGGAUAGCAUGCUAAGGAACACGGCAGUUACACCCAGGGGCUUCAUUUCAUUUGUUGCUGACUUGUUUCCUCUACUUCGGAUCUACGCUGCUGCUUUUUUUGCAAUACCUUUGUUUAGAUGGUUCCUGCUGCGCAAGACUAAUGCGGAUAUUAAGAAGAGGAAUCGAGCAAGACAACAACGAGCACAAGCACUUGAGUUGCCAGACCCAUCUCUAAGAAGAAAGCUGUUGAAUGCUCGAGACAUGGCACGACGAACAGUUAUUAGUUCUGACAAGAUAGUAUAUAGUACGGAGGAAGAUUUCUCCGACCAAGACUAUGAGGGUAGAGAUUGGGAUCAGAGGUUCAGGGAACUUGAGAGAUCAGAUUGAAGUAACCAGAAUGGUUGAUUCUCUGGAUUUGUUGUGCUUGCCAAGAAGUGGAGUUACCCACUCAUUUGUUGCAAUAUUGCUGGUUAAUCUGUUUGUAGCUUAGGAGUGUUACUGCCCCAUGGUUCUACUGAAAAUUAAGGUGCAAGCUGCCAUCUGAUACUGUGGCACUGUGAAAAUCGAGAUCUCUGCAAUUACGAGCCGCAGGAAAAUCUCUGCUAUGAAAUCACAUGUGAAGGAGGACCUUGUUCCAUGCCCUGCCAAAUCCUGCAACUCUUGUUUGUACCUGUAAAUUAUGAACUGCAAAGAUGCACAUUGCUCGAUAUAUAUAAAGGGAAAAUGUAGGGUUUUUUCGCUGAA
Messenger RNA from Elaeis guineensis (African oil palm), 2025 nucleotides. RefSeq lists its product as uncharacterized. Gene Ontology annotation, cellular component: chloroplast envelope. Lineage: Eukaryota; Viridiplantae; Streptophyta; Magnoliopsida; Arecales; Arecaceae. The record is from RefSeq and is a predicted model, not a curated record.